Paralichthys olivaceus (Japanese flounder) is the source of this 1790-nucleotide messenger RNA. The record is from RefSeq and is a predicted model, not a curated record. Lineage: Eukaryota; Metazoa; Chordata; Actinopteri; Pleuronectiformes; Paralichthyidae.
CUCAAGUAGGGGAUGCCAAUCAAAGCAUCAACUUCAAAUUGUAUCUGAGAGAUCAGCCCGGAGACCUCAGGGCCAGGCGCGUCAGUCGGAGCGCAAUUGUUGAUCAGAUCACAUCCAGCGGACUUUGCGCGAGAAAAAGAGAGAGGAAGCCGAGAUUUAAGAGCGGGCUUGUUUUGACGGCACAUACCGCUGUAUGUCUGCAGUAGCUGUGACUUUGGCUUGAACACUUUCCCUCUACUCAUCUGGGUUCCUUUUUUCUUUUUCUUUUUUUCUUCCACCACACACACUUGUUUUUGGUCUUUUUACGCACAGUUUGUCGGACGAUACAGGCUGUGCCACAGUUUCGGCGGAGGAGAUGUCUUUCCCCCAGCUAGGCUACCCGCAGUACUUAAGUGCCUCCCAGGCGGUGUACGGGGGCGAGAGACCGGGAGUGCUUACACCUUCGUCCCGCGGAGGGAGCACCGAAAUCGGGGGUAGUCCUUCCGCCACCGCGGCGGCGGUCACUUCGGUGUUAGGCAUGUACGCCAACCCGUACGCGCACAACUACAGCGCUUUCUUACCUUACACCAGCGCGGACCUGGCUCUUUUCUCACAAAUGGGGUCCCAGUAUGAGCUGAAGGACGGUCCUGGCGUGCACCCUGCCAGCUUUGCAGCCCACACCUCACCUGCCUUCUAUCCAUACGGUCAGUUCCAGUACGGGGACCCGGCCAGGCCCAAGAACGCCACCCGGGAGAGCACCAGCACCCUGAAGGCCUGGCUCAACGAGCACAGGAAAAACCCGUACCCGACCAAGGGCGAGAAGAUCAUGCUGGCCAUCAUCACCAAAAUGACGCUGACGCAGGUGUCCACCUGGUUCGCCAACGCCAGGAGGAGGCUCAAGAAGGAGAACAAGGUGACCUGGGGCAGGAGCAAAGAGGACGGGGAGGACGGCAACUUGUUCGGCAGCGGGGACGAGGCGGAGAAGAACGAAGACGAGGAGGAGAUCGAUCUGGAGAGCAUAGACAUCGACAAGAUCGACGACAACGACGGGGAUCAGAGCAACGAGGAUGAUGACGAUAAAUCGACGGAGGGCAGCAGGGAGCACAGGGGCGGUGUGGGUGCGGGGGGAGAGUUGGACAGCUUGGAGAAGAGACGGGCCUUCGCCCUGCAGGCCCACGAGGCCUUUGACAAAUCGAAGAGCACAAUUUCAGUUCACGCAGGAAGUAAGGAGAGCUCGGACGGCAACAACAACAACACGACUAGAGUUUUGUCUCCGGACAGAUCCGGGAGCUUUCCUCUCCCGUCCAACAACAAGCCUAAGAUCUGGUCUCUAGCAGAGACCGCCACUAGCCCCGACAGUUCAUCCCAGAAACCCACGUCCCCCUGUGGCCCCGCGGCCACCACUCACCCGUCAGCCCCCCACCACCAGAUCCAAACCCACCCGGCCUUCCUCCCCAGCCACGGACUGUACACUUGCCAGAUUGGAAAGUUCCACAACUGGACGAACGGGGCUUUCCUGGGCCAGAACUCCCUGCUCAACGUGCGGUCGUUUCUGGGAGUAAACCAGCACCAUCACCACCACCACAACCACCACUUGCCGACCCAGCAGCAGCAGCAGCAGCCGACGUCGGUGGUGGUGUCUCCGGUAGCAGCUGCAGCAGCGCUCAGCAAUGACAGCAAGACCCCACCAGAGACCCACAGUCCCAAACACAUAGAUCAUGAAAACGGUGUUAGGUCUGAUUCACCUCCAACACAGAUCCUGAAGUCUUCCUUUCGACCCAUCCAUGACAGGUGAGACAACGUUUUAUUCA